GGAGCAAGUAUAUUUCUUAAUCCAUUAUUUUGAAUAGGAGGAAAUGCCGAUUAAUAUGGGCGUAAUAUUUAUCAUGGAGAUUUAGUUGUGGAAAUAUUUAUGUAUAUUUUCAACACAUAGCAAUUAAAUUCAAUUUGCUAUAAUUUGCCUAGCCAGCCUGUAUAUAAUAGUACUUCAUAUGACUUUACUCCAUCAAGAAUUUUACUACAACUACUGCUAUAUAUUAAAGUCUUCCUUAUGGUUUUUGUGCAUGACACACUGCACUAGAAAAGAACAAAUUUAUAAACCCCUUCAUUCUUUUGCAGGCUAUCUUAUCAUGUAGUAAUCAUUUGCAUUCUGUCCUCUUUUCAGACAAUUUUGUACCCCAAAUUUCCACUGACAUUCAGAAAUUGUAAGUCAUUCUUGGAAUAAUUAAAGAUUUGUACCCUUUUUGGUUUAUAAAAUAUGGAUAGUUUGCUAUGUGAUGAAGUGUGGAUAGAAGAAGGAGGAGGAGGAUUCAACAAUGAUGUUGGGAAUGGUAGUUGUUUUUACUCAACCAAAGAAGAUUGUGAAGAAGCUUUUGAAAUUUUAUUAGACAAAGAGAUGAGUUACAUGCCUAAACCAGGCUAUGUUAAACUCAUAAAAGAGAAUUUUUUUAUUGAGAAUGCAAGGUUCAAAUCUAUUCAUUGGCUUAUUAAGUCACAAAGGCGGUGGAAUCUCUCUUUUGAAACUGUAUUUGGUGCUGCAAGUUACCUUGAUCGGUUUAUCUCUUUAAACAACUGCCAGGGAUGGAGUUACUGGAUGUUUGAGUUACUCUCAAUUGCAUGUUUGUCUGUGGCCUCUAAAUUCCAUGAGACAAGUCCCCCUCAAUUGCUUGAAUUACAGAUGGAAGGUGUUGAAAAUUUGUUUGAAUCAGCAAUGAUUCAACGUAUGGAAUUGGCAUUAUUGGAGACUUUAGGAUGGAGAUUAAAUUCACCAACACCAUAUUCAUACAUUGAAUUGCUUCAAUGGAAUAUCAAUCCACUCAAAUUAUCCCUCCUUCAAGAUUUUACUUCACGCGUCAAUGAGCUACUACUUGGAAUUCUUUUAGAUGCUAAAUUCUUGGAGUUUAGGCCUUGUGUUAUUGCACAAUCUGCUGUUACCUGCAUUUCUGAAGAUUUGUCUCUAUUAAUAGAGGACUCCUGUUUCAAUAACUUUACUGGGCUCAUCCCUCAAGACCAAAAGGAUGAUCUAAGCAAGUGUCAAAGAAUGAUGAAUAAACAAUUCUUGAUUGAGGAAUUUCAAGAAUUGGUAACAUGUGGUGGUUUUUAUUGUGGCCCUUCAAGUCCAGUGACUGUAUUAACAAAGCAGCAGCAUGACUUGUGUGAUUGUCAACUUCAUCAAUAUUCCUCCCUCUUCAAUAUUCCUCAAGGGGGCAUCAAUUUCAUAUCUAAUAUGAAUAAACGUAAAAGGGAACGUUGAUGAAUGCGUCGUUUGAGCCUCAAGUGGUUGAAAUAAUUGCUCUCGGACCAGAACUUUUUAUUUCCGUGAGCGAAUCUAUCAAAUUUGAUCAGCUCCAAAAUUGUUGUUUGUUAAUUUUUUGUUGUUGUAACUGAUUUCUCUUUUAAUCACUUUUAGCUAGAAGUUUAGGUAAGGAUCAAGAUUAAUUAUCAUUGGUCUAAUGCUAUUGACAUGUUGAACCGCAUAAAA
Capsicum annuum is the source of this 1668-nucleotide messenger RNA. RefSeq names its product putative cyclin-D7-1. The coding region runs from base 445 to 1440 and encodes 331 amino acids. Gene Ontology annotation, cellular component: cyclin-dependent protein kinase holoenzyme complex; nucleus; cytoplasm. Lineage: Eukaryota; Viridiplantae; Streptophyta; Magnoliopsida; Solanales; Solanaceae. The transcript is spliced from 6 exons. The record is from RefSeq and is a predicted model, not a curated record. Gene Ontology annotation, molecular function: cyclin-dependent protein serine/threonine kinase regulator activity. Gene Ontology annotation, biological process: mitotic cell cycle phase transition; regulation of cyclin-dependent protein serine/threonine kinase activity.